UCGUGCUUGGUCUAUAUGAGUAAUUCUAAAAGGUAACCCCAAACAAAAUUCAAUUAAAUGGAGAAACGAAACACAUCCGCCAUGCAGGUGCUCUAUGCAGAGCUGGCAGCCGCAAAAGCCCGAAGUGCCCAGCUGGAGGAGGAAAACAUUCUGCUGCGCCAUCGCCUCAAUCGAGCCUCUUCCGACCACAGCACCAAUGCGGCCAUCAAUGUGGAGGCCAAGAUCUUGGCCUUCCAAAUGGAGGAGGAACGCGAUAGGGCUGUGGAAACAGUGCAGCAGCACAAGAAGAAGUACAACAAGUUGCACGAUGCCUACCUGGAGAAGGUGAAGCGUUGUCGGGCUCUGGAGGAGAUGUUUAAACGCCAGAAGACGCUCUCCGGUCUGGUGAUGAAGUCGGCCUUGGAUCAGAGGAAUGAAGAACAACGUUUAAUGAUGGAAAAGCGACAGUCCGCCCAAAGUGAAUUAAAUGAGUUGGAGCAACUCAAGGCCAAGGUGGAGAAGUUACAAAGAGCCCUAGAUGAGUCUUACGACAUUAUAGACGAAAUGGAUUUCGAAUUAGAGAGCGUGGAUCUUUUGGAGAUGCAAAACCAGAGCUUACGUGAGGAGUUGGCUGCUCUAAAGCUGGAAACCGAAGCCUCGGGAGUUUCUACGGAAGUUGUAGAGGAUGCCCCACCAAAGUACGAGGAACACGAUUUCUCCAAGUAUCGCAAGCGACUGAGCUCCUCCAGCAGCGAGUCCGUUCCAAAAGAUGAUGAUUCCGAUGCCCAGACCAUCGAAAGAUUGGCUCUCACUAAUAGUCUCAUUCAAACUGUGGAAACUGAGAGUAAUGCCCUGAGAAGAGAGCUACUUAGAUCCCGCUACCAAAGGACCAUUCGUGGCAAGCUGGAAGCGGAAGAACAGGAUCAGGACUAGUUUAGUAGAAUAGACCAAAAGAUAAACCCUCUCUAACAUAAGCUGAUGAAACCGUUCAUUAA
Molecule: messenger RNA, 974 nt
Organism: Drosophila bipectinata
Lineage: Eukaryota; Metazoa; Arthropoda; Insecta; Diptera; Drosophilidae
Product: cingulin
Source: RefSeq, a predicted model, not a curated record